UUGGUCCCUCGUUUUUGUGUGGGUUGGUCGGGGUAGAGCUUCACAUCCAGAAACAUUUUCUCAUCCCAGACACGAGACACAAUUCCAAGCGAUUGACCUGAGCCCCCGCCGCCCUACCGUUUCCCACCCCCUCCAGCGUGUUGGGAUGAGGGAUCUGGGUCGCGAAAGAUGAGGAGAAUACGGUUAGACAAUUUAUCGGGUCAAUUGCUCUCCCUCACGCGCGCCCGGCCUGCUGUAUCGGACUUGACGAGGAUAUCGCAAGCCGGCCGAAUAUCUAGAGUACAGGCCCGGCCAUGGCCCCAGACGAGAUGGCAGUCUUCAGAAGCCGCUUCCGAGACAGGAAAUAUCGAGUCUGACGAACCGCCCCCGCCGCCGGAAGAAGAACCCCCGCUGCCAUCGCCGCCUCCCGAACGGGCUCUACGCUCAGCCAAACUUGCUGCUUUGCAUGCGCGACUCUCGUUAUCUUCCAAGAUCCCUUUACAAACGCUCGCCCGUACCCUCGUAGAUCCUUCCGCCGACUUUCACUCACGGUUUAACAACACGAACCUUGCCUACGUCGGCGCAUCUAUUAUACAGUACCACACCUCGGAAUUCCUCAUCACCCGGUUCCCGCGGCUACCGAUGGCGAUCCUGUUCGCUGCCAUGAAGGGUUACUCGGGCGUGCCGUCGCUGCACCAGAUUGCGCGUGCCUGGGGCGUGGAACCUGCCGCGGCUCCUGGCGAGGAAGUGGAUCCUGGCCUACUACAAUUUUCCCCCGAUAAACCGACCGUCCUGAUGAAUAAGUGGGGUUACGUACGCGGCGAAUCAAAAGAAAUCAUGAGGUAUAAAUGGCGCCGGGGAAUGAGCAGCCGAAUAAUAUACGAUGACCCGUUUGGUGAUAUGGUGUCUAAAGAUCCGCCGCCGGCCGAGUCGGAUGGCUCACUCGAGGUCAGCGGCGAGCGGAACACAAAGGAAAUGGUUGUUGAAGACAUAAUCAAGAACGCGCACGCAAACUUCGUGCGCGCGGUAGUCGGCGCCGUCUAUCUAUACUCGGGGAGGGAUGCCGCCAAGGCCUUUGUCAAGGCCCACAUCCUCUCCAGGCAACUCGACAUAUCAAAUCUAUUCGAGUUCAAGAACCCGGUGACAGAGCUGGUACGGUUGUGCGCGAGAGAGGAUUUCGAGGCACCCGUCGCGAGACUCCUCAGCGAGACUGGGCGGCUGAGCAGGACACCGGUCUUCGUUGUGGGAAUCUACAGCGGCCGCGACAAGCUCGGCGAGGGGGUGGGCCCUUCCCUGGACGCGGCCAGGAUAUCCGCCGCCAUCAACACGCUGAAGUCGUGGUAUCUGUACAGUCCUGGGAACGUCCCAGUGCCGAGCGAUACUUUUGCCGAAGACGCCCACCCCUGGAAGCCGGCGUACGUGGACAUCGGCGAGAUUGUAGUGUAGUUGCUAUUCGCGGAUACGCCCUACACGAGGAAGUGCGUGAGAGAUGAUUCCCCGCUAUUCCAUAUGAUCGGUGGAUGGGGGCAUAGAUGCGCGGGAUGGGGGAGGGCUGCAUCAUUGGAUGACAACGGCAACGGCAGAAGCAAUGAGACGACAUGAAAACCAGGUUCUGGCCGGGCAUGUAGACUCAUGGAAAAGGCGGAUUCGGGGUCGUCGCGGCCAGUCCCCGAGAAUCAUGUGUAUCACUGUACUGUAUUCAAUACGAAAGACGAAGACCCGCGAAGGAAACAAAAAAAAAAACACCCAGAUGGCAUUGCCUAUAAGUACGCAAGUCGGACGUAUGAGCCACCCACCCACUUUUCAAUCGAGUGUAAAUAUCGCGAUGUCUACACCUACGCAUGAUUUUUGGUCUCAUGAAUGCAUCA
Molecule: messenger RNA, 1847 nt
Organism: Durotheca rogersii
Lineage: Eukaryota; Fungi; Ascomycota; Sordariomycetes; Xylariales; Xylariaceae
Product: 54S ribosomal protein L3
Exons: 1
Coding region: 169-1425 (418 amino acids)
Biological process (GO): rRNA processing; regulation of gene expression; primary miRNA processing
Cellular component (GO): nucleus
Molecular function (GO): ribonuclease III activity; double-stranded RNA binding
Source: RefSeq, a predicted model, not a curated record